AUGGUAAUGCAGUCAGUCGAGGCACGUAUUCAGGAAGCUAUUCAGCACCUGUCAGAUAAUCCUGGUGCCAAAGUGGCCACGGUGGCCAAGCAAUUUGGCGUGCCUCGAAACCGCUUGCGGAUGCCCAACAAGAAGCUCUCCGAGCCUGAAGAACAGGCCAUUUGUAACUACAUUGACCGCUUAGACCGAAUCAGCCUUGCUGUGCGGGCCGAAUUUGUUACAGACGCAGCAAAUUACAUCCUGAAACAACGGUCUAGUAGAUCACUUCAACCCGAAGAGAUACCUGUUGUAAAUCCCCAAUGGACCACCCGCUUUCUAAAGCGCCAUGGCUAUUGUAAACAGUUGCGAAGGAAGCUUAAUUCUGACCGCCAAGCCUCUGAGAACCUAGAACGGGUCAACGAAUACUUUUUCAGGCUUCGUGAGGUCAUCCAAACAAAUGGUAUCCCGCCGGAGGAUACCUGGAACAUGGACGAAACUGGUUUCCGUAUUGGCAUUGGGAGGGAUCAGGGCAGCGUCUCAUCUCAUCUCAUCUCAUUUUAUUUCGCCCGGAGGGAACAUCCCUAG
Pochonia chlamydosporia 170 is the source of this 564-nucleotide messenger RNA. Its product is annotated as tc5 transposase DNA-binding domain-containing protein. The transcript has 2 exons. The record is from RefSeq and is a predicted model, not a curated record. Bases 1 to 564 code for a protein of 187 amino acids. NCBI's taxonomy places the organism in Eukaryota, Fungi, Ascomycota, Sordariomycetes, Hypocreales, Clavicipitaceae.